CACUCGUUCCUCCUCGCUCAUCCCCCUCUUUAUUGAUUCCGCCUCCUCUUCCCAACCCUUUCCCGUGCCACCGUCACGAACCCUCACACCGCACCCCCAAAAGCUAGGUUUUUAGCCGCCGCCCUUCUCCCCCCCUCGCCGCGGCGGCCGCACGCACCGACCUCCUCACCGCCGACCACUCCCGCGUCCUCUCCGCGCCAGAUCGUUGUUUAUGAGCUCGAAGGAGAAGCCCACUCUUGGAGGCACGCGGAUUAAGACCCGCAAGCGGAACAUCGCAGCUCCUUUGGACCCUGCAUCAUUCUCUGAUGCAAUUGUCCAGAUUUAUCUGGAUAAUGGUGGAGAUCUGGAACUUGUCGCCAAAAGUAUCGAGUCCUCAGAUCUCAACUUCUCACGUUACGGUGACACCUUUUUUGAGGUUGUUUUCGUUGGAGGUCGCACUCAGCCUGGCACAAUAAAACCUGAAGAAGAAGGAGAGCGCCACCCAUAUUCUGUGCUAGAUUGUGCAGCACAGCGUGAAGCAAUUUUGCCUUUUGUCCUCUAUAUUCAGAAAACAUUACGCAGGAGGCCUUUCCUAAUAAAGAACCUUGAAAAUGUUAUGCGCAAAUUCCUCCAAUCCUUGGAGUUCUGUGAGGAAAAUGAGAGGAAGAAACUUGCCAUUUUCACAGCACUUGCAUUUUCUCAGAAGUUGUCAGGGCUUCCACCUGAGACUGUAUUCCAGCCAUUGCUCAAGGAUAAUCUUGUUACCAAAGGGAUAGUGCUUUCAUUCAUUACUGAGUUUUUCAAGGAAUAUCUAAAAGAGAACACUUUGGAUGAUCUAAUCGCACUUUUGAAGAAAGGCAAAAUGGAGGACAAUUUGCUGGAGUUUUUCCCUUCAACAAAGAGGUCUUCUGAGGCUUUAUCUGAGCAUUUCACCAAAGAAGGUUUGACUAGCCUUGUUGAGUACAAUGAAAAGAAAAUGUUUGAAGUUAAACUUAAGGAGAUAAAGUCAACACUGACUACCAUGAUCAAUGAAGAGACUGAAAUAUCUGAAGUCAUUGAGAUUGUCAAGCAACAAGUUAAAGAUGCUAAAUUUCCUGAUAUAGAGGUUAUCCGCAUGCUGUGGGAUGUGCUUAUGGAGGCUGUUCAGUGGUCGGGAAAGAACCAGCAGCAGAAUUCUAAUUCAGCACUUCGGCAGGUGAAAGCGUGGGCUGGUCUUUUAAAUGCUUUUUGCACAAGUGGCAAACUAGAACUCGAACUUAUAUACAAGGUUCAGACACAGUGCUAUGAGGAUGCUAAGCUGAUGAAGCUGUUUCCUGAAAUUAUAAGAACACUGUAUGACCAAGAUGUCCUAGCUGAAGAUACUGUCCUCCUUUGGUUCCGUAAAGGUUCGAACCAAAAGGGCAGGCAAUCUUUCGUGAAAGCUCUGGAGCCUUUUGUCAAAUGGCUCGAGGAGGCUGAGGAGGAAGAAUAAGUUGUUGCCAAAGAUUGUUCAGAUGCUGCCUGAAGUAUUUCCUUAUAUUUCCAGGGUUUGAAGUUUGUGGAAGAAGUAUGUAUCUUUUGCUGCUUGUCACUGGCAGAGAAUUUUAUGAUCACAUGUUGAAGCCGUCUGGCUCUGUUCUACUGAAUACUAUAAUAUGAAGUCGUGUCAACUUUGUUGUUCCAGGAUUUAUUGAACGUUGGUUAUCGUUACUGAAAUGAAUGUUCCAGAUAUUACUUCACGUUA
Molecule: messenger RNA, 1702 nt
Organism: Phragmites australis (common reed)
Lineage: Eukaryota; Viridiplantae; Streptophyta; Magnoliopsida; Poales; Poaceae
Exons: 8
Coding region: 212-1450 (412 amino acids)
Cellular component (GO): cytoplasm; membrane
Molecular function (GO): protein binding
Source: RefSeq, a predicted model, not a curated record